GUCCCUCGGAGCGUGGACCUUGCUAGCCUUGCCAGCCUCCCCCGGCCAGGUCGGGACCCGGCUCCCAGCGCUGCGCGCAGCCCCGCACUGCGCUCGAGAACUCGGCCCGGGCUUUAUCGAGGUGACGUUUCGAGAGCAGGGGGUGGCCCCUGACGCGGCUGUUGGGUUGUUCUAGUUUCCAGCUUCUGAAGUGCUUGGUGCCCGGGUAUCCCAGACAUGAAUUACGCACGGUUCAUCACCGCCAGGAGCGCCGCAAGGAAGCCUUCUCCCAUCCGGAUCUUGACUGACUUACUGAGCAGUGCGCCAAAAUCGGUCAUCUCCUUGGCUACUGGAUCACCAAAUCCGGACCUGUUCCCUUUUAAGACUGCUGUGAUUACCAUAGACAAUGGAAAGGCCAUCCGAUUUGAUGAAGGGAUAAUGAAGAGAGCACUUCAGUAUUCUCAAAGUAGUGGAAUCCCAGAGCUGUUGUCCUGGCUAAAACAGUUACAAGUAAAGUUGCAUAAUCCUCCCACCCUCCAUUAUCCAUCCAGCCAAGGACAAAUGGAUAUAUGUGUCACAACUGGCAGUCAAGAAGGUCUUUGUAAGGUGUUUGAAAUGAUUGUUAAUCCCGGAGAUAAUAUUCUCCUAAAUGAACCUGUUUAUUCAGGAACACUUCAUGCUCUGCAACCACUGGGCGCCAACAUGAUAAAUGUUUCCAGUGAUGAAUAUGGGAUGAUUCCAGACUCCCUCAAAGAAAUACUUUCGCAAUGGAAACCAGAAGAUUCAAAGAACCCCAAGAAAAACACCCCCAAAUUUCUUUAUACAGUCCCAAAUGGCGACAACCCUACUGGAAAGUCAUUAACAAGUAACCGCAAAAAGGAAAUCUAUGAGCUUGCAAGAAAAUAUGAUUUCCUCAUAAUAGAAGAUGAUCCUUACUAUUUUCUACAGUUCAACAAGCCCUGGGCACCAACAUUUCUUUCCAUGGAUACUGAUGGGCGUGUCAUCAGAGCUGACUCUUUUUCAAAAGUCCUGUCCUCUGGGUUGAGAAUAGGGUUUAUAACUGGUCCAAAACCCUUGAUAGAGAGAGUUGUUUUACACACACAAGUCUCAACAUUGCAACCCAGCACUUUUACACAGCUCAUGGUAUCAGAGCUUCUUCACCAAUGGGGAGAAGAGGGCUUCCUGGCUCACACAGAGAGGGUCAUUGAUUACUAUCGGAAGCAGAAGGAUGCGUUACUGGCAGCUGCAGACAAGUGGCUAAGUGGUCUGGCGGAAUGGCAUGCUCCUACUGCUGGAAUGUUUGUGUGGAUUAAAAUUAAGGGCAUUAAUGAUGUAAAAAAACUGAUUGAAGAAAAAGCCAUUAAGAAAGAGGUAUUAAUGGUUCCUGGAAGUGCUUUCUACAUUGACAGCUCAGCUCCUAGCCCUUACUUUAGAGCAUCCUUCUCUUUGGCUUCUCCAGAACAAAUGGAUGUGGCCUUCCAGAGAUUAGCCCAACUUAUAAAAGAAUCUUUAUGAAGACAUCAAACUCUUCAUAGUACUCAUGGGUUUUUUAGAUAAAUUAUUUCUAUGUUUUAGCAGCAAAAAAUGAUCAUUGGUUUAGACAUACAUCAAACAUGUCAUAUCUUUAGAAAUUUAACUAGACAACUUUUCAAGUGCCUUUAAAUCCACCAAAUUGCCAAAAUAUAUUUAUAAUCCACUUAUACCUUUUGAUAAAUUUUCAACCUGCAAAAAAAUUAUUUUUACCGUGAAUUUGUUGUAAAGAACUCUGUAACUGCUUUAUAAUUUCCUGUAAAUUUUCAUUGAAACUAAUUUUUACAGUAAAUUAUUUUGAAAAUGUAAGAAAAUAAGUCCAAAAUGGUCUGUAAUAUAAACUUUUUCUACUUUUUAGGAAAAUGUAAUAAAAUCUUGUUGCAAAAAUUGUUAGAAUUUGACCAUUAUAAAAUGAUUUCAGUAAGACUACCACAGAUACUAUGUUAUGCCAUAAAAACCCCUUUAAAAUAAAAGUCUGAAGCUAAACAUA
This is a messenger RNA of Miniopterus natalensis, 1999 nucleotides long. It is a transcript of the gene AADAT, whose product is annotated as aminoadipate aminotransferase. NCBI's taxonomy places the organism in Eukaryota, Metazoa, Chordata, Mammalia, Chiroptera, Miniopteridae. Gene Ontology annotation, molecular function: L-kynurenine:2-oxoglutarate transaminase activity; pyridoxal phosphate binding. Gene Ontology annotation, biological process: biosynthetic process. The record is from RefSeq and is a predicted model, not a curated record.